Zymoseptoria tritici IPO323 is the source of this 3711-nucleotide messenger RNA. RefSeq lists its product as uncharacterized. The record is from RefSeq and is a predicted model, not a curated record. Bases 1 to 3711 code for a protein of 1236 amino acids. Lineage: Eukaryota; Fungi; Ascomycota; Dothideomycetes; Mycosphaerellales; Mycosphaerellaceae. The transcript is spliced from 8 exons.
AUGGACUCCUCAGCACUGGAUGCCGGCAGUCAAGCACUGCGGGUACUGCAAAAGCGACAAAGCAAUCGACAGUUCAUGCCAGCCAAGCAAGGCAAGCGUGAAGCCGGUGCCUUCGUCGACAAAUGCGCUGACUGUCGUGGAUAUGUCGUCGAUCGCACCAACGCUCCCGUGUUCAGCAUCUCCAAGAAGCCACCAGCUGGAAUGCCACCACCUGCUCCACGCCCUCUCAUGCCCGCUCCGCCUCGCCCAGCAGUCUCACAAGGAGCUUCUCAAGCUGGUCCAUCGACCUACCAUCCUCGUGCGUCCCCAAACACCAUUGCCCAAGCCAGAACUGGUGCCAAAAGGGCCAGACAAGAGCGCUAUGAGAAACUUCAAGCGGUGCGUGAGGAGUAUCAAGAGAUCGACGAGGACCAUCCUCCACCGCCAGUUCAGGAGCCUUGGUUUCUUUGCGAUGCCUGCGGUGUGCCACGCCAGUCGGAUGAUCGCUGGACUGAAGAUUACUGCAUCUACUGCAGCCGUCCGGGCGAAGAAGAUCCAUACACAGACCGAAAGUGGUGCGUUCAAGGUGAACACAUCGCUCGCAUCAUCGACUUCUUCUCUGGGACUCUGGAUGGCAACGUUCUCAACGGCACCGAGAACGACUGGUGCUGCAUUGCCUGCCAAACAGACACUCCCUUCGAGACCCCUCUUCCAGGUGGCAGCAAUCCUUCCACCAACUUCACUCAAAGCAUGCCAUCUACACCAGGUGCCCACUUCUCCUCCACUCCAGGACUGUCUACUCCGAGCGGUGACAUUGGCAUUCAGUACAGUCAACAGUCUACCGUUUCCGGCGCUGUCAAGCGUAUGGAAAAGACCCACAAAGAUCGUGAACGGAAGAGGCGGGAAGACCUCUUCAUCAACCAUCAAGAGCCACCGUACGCACCAAUUGCAGAGCAAGGUCUGGAAGCCGCAUUAACGGACGAGGAUCAUGCAUUGCUCGAAGACUUCCAACAAGCCCUCGACGCCGAUGUUAUGCAACACUGCCCACGCUACAACGAGAAAUGGUGGAUCAAGCUGAACAAGGAAGGUGUCUGCCUCCGCUACGAGAAUCGAGACCGCAGUCGACUGAUUGAUGAGCCCUACCUAUUCUCAGCGGAGAACAACAUGGACCCCGCCCAAGUGCCGGUCGAUGACAACGCCAACACCGACAACGCUGAUGAGCAGCGCACAACCCGGCAGUUCACCAAGGGAUUCAACAUUCGCCGCUGGGCUGUUCUUGCAUGGCUGGAACACCUCAAGGAGCAUCAUCCUGGCUAUGCUGACAUCCAAGAUCAGGGUGCGGCCGGCCGUCCAGAGCAAGGUCCAGUCGCAAACGACGACCAGCCUGGAGAAGAUCUCGGCCAUGAUUACACCGCUGUUGCCUUCACUGGCGCCGAGGAGACUGCCGUGGAUCAGCUGCCCAACCGCAUUCGUGUACAGCAGGAAGCCAGAGCUCAGAACAACGACCCGCAAGGCAACCGUUUGGACGCUCCAUAUCGCAGCUCCCUGUCCGAGCCUGAGUAUCAGCCCACAGCUCGUCCCAACCGCGAGGAAGAACAACCAUCGACCAAUCCAAUGCUUACCUUCCCUAAGCUUGAGGAGGUCCCUCUCUCAGAGUUCGACAAGGACAGACCGCCUCUCUCACUCGCAUUCCCCACGUUGUUCCCUUAUGGCAAGGGUGAUCCACGCCAGCCACGGAUCCGUGCAGUCACCGACACAGUCUUCAUCCAACACCUUAUGCGAUACCACGAUGGCCGCUUUGCUCAACACUCCCGGUUCCCCUUUCAUGCAUUAACACCGCAGGUACCAUCUCGGAAGCUCUGGCCAAUCCACACUCCCGUGAAUUAUCGAUUCUACUCAACUCCGUCGUUGGAGCCGGCUCAGAUCUCCGUGGCACCCGUCCCUAUUGGAUCCCGCACACAGAACCUCAUUUGCUUCGUCCUCGCCCUGGGCAAGCCCGAUAUCUUCAUAACGUUAUCUGCUGCCGACGUCCAGUGGUUCUCGACCGCGAGCCACAUGCCAGACUUCGAGCGAUGGUUGACCUUGCCACCGGAUGAACGUGCAAGACUCGCACGUGAAAACCUCAAGAACAAUCCCCAUGUCGCCGAUGCACACUUCGAGCGUCGAUUCAAGCUCUUCCUCGAGAAAGUGCUCAAGCCCAAGUUCAACGUCGUUGACUACUGCGCUAAGCAGAUGAACAAGUCAAAAACUGUUCUUCAAUUCAGCAGCACAGAGCUCACCGGCACGCAAGCAGAGCUGGCCGAUGUUGUCAACCGCGUGCAGUGCCACAUCCACAGUGGAUACUGUCAGGCGAAGAAGCGCAAAGUCAAAGCGACUACUGGUGAGGAGCUUGGAGGUGCCGAGGACUCUGAUCAAAUGGGCUGCCGGUUCUACUUCCCACGUCAACAACGCACAGAAGCAGUGAUCGACAAAGAUCACAAUGCAUACCACCUGAGCUUCAUUGCCGCUUGCAAUGAUCCGGAUCUUCACCACUUCAACCGCCUCGUAUCAUCCUGCAUUAUCCAUGGCGCGAGUACCCCGAGCGCUCUGAGGAGCAGCCAUACUUUUUUCCCAUCCGACGGCGACAAAGAGAGACCAUUCUAUCGCUGGUCUAACGCAUACGAAUACUGCCAAAUCGGUGGUGAAUGCCCCAAGGAUCAUGGCCAAGAUGACUACUACGGCGAUAUCCCCGAUGGAGAUCUGGAUGAGUUCGAGCAGCCAGAGCGUCCGGUCGAAGGUGAUCCCGCAUACUUCCAGGAGGUCGUCAACGGCAACGCCAUCCGUGAUGAAGAUCCGGACAACCUUGGUGACCGUGAAAUGGACAGAGCAGCGAACUGGGCCUCGAAGAUCAACACAUACAUUAAGCAUCCUGAGAUUCAUGACAAUGCAGAGGUCGACUGGUGGGAAUCCCAUCGACUACGCCGUACAGUCGCAAUCAACAGCAGAAAUCGAACGGCUGAACCCACUUCAGCGUCAAGUCUUCGACAUGGUGCUCAGGCAUUACAGCAACCUCAGAGAAGGCCGCAACCCGAGGCGCUUCGCAUCAACAUCGACGGACCGACCGGCACUGGCAAAUCGUUCUUAAUUAACCUCCUGUCCGCUCGGCUGCAGCAAGCAGUUGCUAAUGAGAAUCAGCCGAACCCCAUUCAACGCCUUGCACCAACCGGCUCUGCAGCACACAACAUCAAUAGCUCGAUUGUGCAUUCCUACCUGUCUAUCCCUCCGGAGCAGGCUCAGAAUCUCCAGUCUGUGUUGAAGGUGUCAAUCGGCUGUCGGCUAAUGCUCUUGACCAAUCUCUGGACCGAGCAUGGCCUCGUCGAUGGCCGUCAAGGCACCCUCUACGACAUCGUCUGGCCAGCCAACACCGACCGAGAGACCGUGCGAGAACAGAUGCCGCUGUGCCUACUCGUUGAGAUUGAAGGCUUGCAAGACAGCUGCCCAGAGUUGUUCAAGACUAACGCAGGCGACAAGGUCGUUCCAGUGUUCCCACUCCGCCGUAAACUCUACAGCCAGGCCCGGGGCAUGACUCUGGACAAGGCUGUCGUCAACCUCGAUCAGCUCGAGCACACCGCCGGCUUGACCUACGUCGCAGUCAGCCGUGUGCGGACAUUUGAUGGCCUCAUGUUUGAGACUGCAUUCGACUACAGCCGCAUCCGCGAAUCGCGUAUUCUAGGCAAUCCAUUCCUUUAUUAA